Molecule: messenger RNA, 2197 nt
Organism: Plectropomus leopardus (leopard coralgrouper)
Lineage: Eukaryota; Metazoa; Chordata; Actinopteri; Perciformes; Serranidae
Source: RefSeq, a predicted model, not a curated record
AAGGGGAGGAGCUAGCAAACAGAAGAUCCGAAAGAAAAGAUUUAGAAACACACACACAGAUUUCAGCUUUGACUUGUUCCCUGGUAUGUUUUUCACUACAUCAAAAUGGGUUUAAGUUCAACUGAAGACUCACACAGCUCUCCUGUUGUCAGAGACCUGAGGAUUGUCCUGCUGGGGAAGACUGGAUCAGGAAAAAGUGCAACCGGGAACACCAUCCUGGGACGAAAAGUUUUCACCUCAGAGAUUUCUCCGUCUUCUGUGACAAAGACGUGUGAAAAACAAACAAGCCACUUUGAUGACAGAACCGUGACUGUGGUGGACACCCCUGGUGUCUUUGACACAUCGAGAAAGGAAAACCAGCUGAAAAGUGAAAUACAGGAAUGUAUGGCGCUGUCUGACCCUGGACCCCAUGUAUUCCUGCUGGUGAUCAGACUAGAUGUGAGGUUCACAGAAGAGGAGAAGAAUACCAUUGAGUUGAUCAAGAGCAACUUUGGAGAGGAAGCGGCUAAUUAUACACUGGUGGUUUUCACUCGGGGAGAUGAGCUCCAGGAUAAAUCCAUUGGUGAUUAUUUAGACCAAAAUUCUGAACUCAAGGAGUUUGUUAAUGGCUGCUCAACUGGAUACACUGUUUUUGACAACACACGCAUGGAAAAUCGCACACAGGUGGCCGAUCUUUUUGAAGUAAUAGAUGAGAUAGUGCAGCUAAAUGAUAACUGGUAUACCAGAGGCAUGUUCGAAGAGGCCCAGAGAAAGAAGAAUUCAAAGGAACGGUGGAGAAAAUGGGGAGGCUAUAUGAACACUGCAGGUAAUCAUUUGUUUGGGGCAGCAGUGCUCACAGCUGUCCCUGUAGCUGGUGCAGGUUUGGUGGCAGAGGAAGCAGCCCCUGCAGCUACUGCUAUUUUUGCAGCAGCUACAUCCAUGAGAGCGAUUUCAAUGGUCGCAAGUGGAGGGAUUUCUAAAGCCAUUGGCUGGUGGAUGAAACCUAAAACAGACAAGAGGGGAAAAAGUUGGAAACACAAAACAGGUUUGACACUUUUUUCCUGGAAUUUCUGUCCUUACCGCAAGAUGGAUCUGAGCUUCACUCAAGACUCACACAGCUCUCCUGUUGUCAGCGACCUGAGGAUUGUCCUGCUGGGGAAGACUGGAUCGGGAAAAAGUGCAACGGGGAACACCAUCCUGGGACGACAAGCUUUUCCCACAGACAUUUCUCCAUCUUCUGUGACAGAGAAAUGUGAAAAAGGCACCAGCCGCUUUGAUGACAGAACCGUGACUGUGGUGGACACCCCUGGUGUCUUUGACACAUCGAUUAAGAAAGAUCAGCUGAAAAGUGAAAUAGAAAAAUGUAUCAUGCUGUCUCUCCCAGGACCCCAUGUAUUCCUGCUGGUGAUCAGAUUGGGCAGGUUCACAGAAGAGGAGAAGAAUGCCAUCAAGUGGAUCAAGAGCAACUUUGGAGAGGAAGCGUCCAAUUAUACACUGGUGCUUUUCACUGGGGGAGAUGAGCUCAAGGGUAAAUCCAUAGGUGAUUAUUUAGACCAAAAUUCUGAACUCAAGGAGUUUAUUAGUGGCUGUACAGCUGGAUACACUGUGUUUGACAACACACGCAUGGAAAAUCGCACACAGGUGGUCAAUCUUUUUGAAAUGAUAGAUGAGAUAGUGCAGCUAAAUGAUAAUUGUUAUACCAGAAGCAUGUACGAAGAGGCCCAGAGAAAGAAGAAUUCGAGGGAACGGUGGAGCAGGUGGGGAAACACUAUGAACACGCUCAGUAAUCAGUUGAUGGUGGCAGCAGUGCUCACAGCUGCACUUAAUGCUCCAGCAGCUGGUGCUGCUGCUGCAGCAGCGACAUCCAUAAGACCAGUUUUAAUGGUCGCAGGUGCAGGAAUUUCCAAAGCGGUCAGUUGGUGGAUGAAACCUAAAACAGACAGCUGACUCAUGCCAAGAUGCUUCAGACAAUUGUGAAGGCAUUGUGUUGACUGCCUUUUCAUUUAAAUUCAUAUUUGAUUUUUUUCUUUAUUGCAUUUCUUUAUUUCAUUUAUUAGUCAUAGCUUGCCUGUUUUGAAACAUAACUUCAUUGUUUAGGACAAAUCUUUAAAUUGUUGAUGCUGCACACUUUUAGCAUAAAUAUCAUUUUGUAUGGUGGACACUAAUGUGAUUGUUCUGUUAGAGUAAAAUAAAACAAUAUCACAACUAUUUCAAAAAA